Molecule: messenger RNA, 2334 nt
Organism: Salmo salar (Atlantic salmon)
Lineage: Eukaryota; Metazoa; Chordata; Actinopteri; Salmoniformes; Salmonidae
Source: RefSeq, a predicted model, not a curated record
GCAAUCACUGUUGGAAUGGGUGCGCUGAUUUGUGAACCGGGGCACAAAACGAAUGCUGUCUUUAACUCCGCCUACCACUUGACAACUACUGACAGUUUCCCGCCCCAAAACUUUUUUGUGCACAACAUACGCCAGUUCAGAAACGGUAAAGAAGUGUGGUGGUGUCUGCGUGUUGUUGUAAUCUGGUUAUUGUCCAGCCAGCUGAAAGCAGCGCCACACUCGGGUAUACGUUAUCUUAGUGUAACCAAAGGGGGGUCCGUAGCUAUACCAAUAACUGAUGGCCAGUGUCCUGAGUCGGACUUCGGAUUAAACACAGAGAGAAAAGGCCCAGUGGUCACGUAUGAGAACAACGUGCCCACUGAGGGGCUAAAUUAUCUGGGCAGGAUCAGGCUGAACAACUCCAACGGCUGUGCUGUUGUAAUUAGCGAUGUAACCAAAGAAGAUACAGAGACAGUUUAUUAUCCAGACGGUGUUCUUCCAGGUCAACCGAGAAUUGCACUUAAAAUGACAAGUAGCACUGAGAGUUCAACCACCAUAGCAGCCCCGCAACAAUCUUCAACCACACCAGGAGGGAGUAUUGAGAGUUCAACCACCACAGCAGCCCCCCAACCAUCUACAGCCGAUACAGGUCUACAUGUGGGCCAUCUUGCUGUGCUGGUAGUAGUAGUGGUGGUGGUGGUAGUAGUAGUAGGGGGGGUGGUAGUAGUAUGCAUCAGGAAAUGUAAAAACAAAAAGUUGAAUGAAGAACCUCCCUUGGCCGAGCUCCAAGUUCUUAAUCAAAACAAAUCAAUGGACACAGCAGAACAAUGAAAGUGAUAUCUUUGUUACUAAGGCUGGCUAGACACUAUGAUUUUUGCCCUGUCUGUGGGCUUGCCAUGAGCAUUUCUUAUCAAUCAAAUCAAACUCGGGAAUGUUUUUUGCUGGUCUGCUCCGGUGGAAUCUUUUUGAAAGUGCUUUCUAAAUGCAAUGUCCCAUUCACUUUUAUUGAGCAUUAGCUAGUGGUGGCUGUUUAAAGGGAACUGAACCAUGCAUUACUGUUUCUCCUGGCCCAAAGACUACUGGCAGAGUGAAAAACCUAGCAAUAAGUUGUGUCUAUUCAUAAACUUUCCCUUUAAACCCUCGGCCUUACUGUACAACUACUGUACUUAUGAUUUUCUUCAACCUUUAUAAUGGUUGAUCAUUGUCAGCAUUACAUUGUGUUCCCUAUUCAGGGAGACAUUUAUACAGAUGUGCACAAUUUACUGUACUGCCAUUAUACUGUAUCCCAUGUCUGAUACCAGAACCAUUUUGUUCUAUUGUAUGAUUACACCACUUAUGAUAAUGGGAUUGGCAAGUUAAAAUGCUUUGUAUAAUGAAAUACUGACAUAUAUAAUGUUGAACCUGAUUUGUUCCAGUGACCUGUUUCAGGACAGUGUGUUAAGCUUUAUUUUGUAUAACCUCCCAAAUGAGUUUUUAAACAACUAGACAAUCCUCACCUUCAGUAUCUCAAGGUCAGUAGCCUUUGUAGAAAGUAAGUUAAGAGGUGUUCAACUAUGAAACUGUUACUCACCCCAGGUAAUAUCCCACACUCAUUGAUCUUCAGAAAGACUACCAGCUGUAAAACAUUUUGAUAUCCGCUGUACAAAUAAUUUAUCAUAGAUCAACACUUUUUUUUAAAUGAAUCUCAUUUGAAAGUUAACAAAUUGCACACAUACUGCCUUUUUAAAAUGCUCUUUUGAGACAACUUUACAUAGUUCAGUUUUAUCUAAUCAAUAUCGAUGUUCUUUUGAGACAGAAAGUUAGGUAGUUCAGUUUUAUCUAAUCAAUAUCGAUGCUCUUUUUCAGAAUGUAGAUGUGAAGUGGCCCCUCUUGCUAUUCAGACUGGUCGAUAUACAAACACUACCUUAGAUAGACGCGUCUUCUUUUUGUAACGAUGGUUCCACUCAAACAGAAGCUCAUGCCUUGUUUUACUGUGGGUUAUACAAGGACGUUAGGGAUGACCUCUCUUGCCAACUGUUCAGCUAUAAUGAAAUGCUACAUUUGAUCAGGUAACAAUAAUGUAAAUGUAUUUCCUCCUCCAUCUGAGACCUUUAAAAGUGCCUGAAUUAUCUUAUCUACUGUACUUUGUUUUUGUUUCUGCAUAUGUGUAUAGAUAACUGAUAGCAAUAAUAUUUAGAUUUAAUAUAUUAUAGAGGACGGCAAAGGAAAUACUGUGCAAUGUUUGACUAUUACUGUCUCAGCUCUGUGAGCCACAUUGUGUUUUUUAAAUCCUAUUUUAUAUUUUCAACCACUUGUGAUGUGACUUAUACAUUUUCUAUCUCUAACCUUUUGAAUAAAAUGUUCCUAUAAUCUGAA